UGUCAAAAGUAUUGCAAUCCGGCACUAUUCCCAGACCUUCAAACGGACGACGGUACCGGCUGGUGGUUUAACACCAGCAUAGCCGAGCAGACAAACGUAUGGCUAGGGUCGUAUCAUGCUAUGGUGCGCGAGAUGACAUCCGUACGAUUUAAUUUCUUUCUCGACGAAAUGAUUCGUCUACGUAACAUAGACUUAGUGGAGAAGCUU
This is a messenger RNA of Coniophora puteana RWD-64-598 SS2, 207 nucleotides long. RefSeq lists its product as uncharacterized. The record is from RefSeq and is a predicted model, not a curated record. The annotation marks the transcript as partial. The transcript has a single exon. NCBI's taxonomy places the organism in Eukaryota, Fungi, Basidiomycota, Agaricomycetes, Boletales, Coniophoraceae.